Lachancea meyersii CBS 8951 is the source of this 417-nucleotide messenger RNA. NCBI's taxonomy places the organism in Eukaryota, Fungi, Ascomycota, Saccharomycetes, Saccharomycetales, Saccharomycetaceae. The record is from the annotation of a GenBank genome assembly.
AUGGACCCAGAACUUCAGGCCAUUCGCGAAGCUCGGCUACAAGAGCUGAAGCGUCAUUCAGGCUCUCUUAACGAAUCUGCUCCAGACCAAAAACCUGCCGGUGAUGCAGUAGCGUCUCUGCUCCAGCCCCAGGCUCUCGAACGCCUGUCGCGUGUCUCUCUGGUCCGUCCCGACCGUGUACGUGCCGUCGAAGCGUAUCUACAACAACUUGCUACCCGGGGCCAGAUAACCCGCAAAAUCUCCGAGCAAGAGAUUGUGGAGAUUCUCAACGGUGUGGCCCGAGAUGAGAAUCGCAAGAACUCUACCAAGAUCAUCUUUGAUCGUAGAGAUCAAGUCUCAUCGACGGGACUGAACUCAGCUUCUAAAUCAGGGAUCAUUCACCACGACGACGACGACGAAGACGACUUUUUUGAUUGA